Dacryopinax primogenitus is the source of this 1456-nucleotide messenger RNA. RefSeq lists its product as uncharacterized. The coding region runs from base 158 to 1456 and encodes 432 amino acids. NCBI's taxonomy places the organism in Eukaryota, Fungi, Basidiomycota, Dacrymycetes, Dacrymycetales, Dacrymycetaceae. The transcript has 3 exons. The record is from RefSeq and is a predicted model, not a curated record.
GCGUCUUUGAUUGGAUCUUGAACCCAUCCGGCUGAGGCGGGAAGCUCCCCGGCCCCGAUCAGAACCUUCCCCGUGCACCACCGCAGCCCAACACCAACAUCAACGUCCUCUAUACGUCUCUCCCCUCCUCUUCAAUUGACGACCACUCCCAUCGUAUAUGCAGCCUCAUAUCCCUCUGUCCCUCGAUAUAAUGGAAGACGCAGGCCGGUAUAUGAGCGGGAGCGCGCUGACACUCCGAACGAAUGCGAAUGCGAACGGGAACGCGAACGGGGCGUCGCUACCUCCUGAGCACAUCAGGGCGCAACGGGUAUUCGGAAGCGCGUUACAAGUAGACGAGCAAUUCGCCGGUGACACUAUCAUACUGGUCGAGAACACGCUAUUCCACAUCCCCACCUAUCUCCUGCAUCAAUCGACGCUCUUUGCACAACUCUUCGACCUCCGUUACCCGGGGAGCAGCACCUCCCUCUCCGUCUCCCUCUCUAGGGCACUCGAAGAAUCCCCGGUGGAUAUGAACGUUCCCGAGCCUUCGCUGACCGCCCGCUCCUUCCGCGCGUUCGCGAAAGCGCUCCUCUCACCUGCGUACGCCCCAACCUCUCUCUCACCCGAAGAGCUCCUCCCCGCUCUCGAAUGGAGCAGCAAAUGGUGUUUCCCCUCCCUGACCUCCCACCUCCUCUCCCAACUCGCCCUCUCCCGCGACCCGAGCAACGCCCCCUCCCUACUCCCACACGCCCGGUUCCCCCUGGCGAAACAAUACUCUUCCCAGCGCGUGCUAGACCAAGCGCUCGUCGACCAGUGUCUCUCGCUCUCUCCUCCCGAUAUGCUCGCGUACGACUCCCUAAUCCAGUCUUUCGGCCCAGCCGCGUUCCUCGAUUUGAUAGAAACGAGGCGCCUUGUCUGGUCCCACCUACGCGCAUUAGCAAGUGGCACAAGAGGGGAAAACACCGUCUGGACCGACUGCGCACACAAGCCAGACUGGUGCCACACCGCUCCCUUAUUCCGGCAAGCGCUCGCGGAUGUGCUCCUAGCUGAAGGAAAGCAGAGAACGAGAAACGCCCCGUAUGAGGACUUUGACGCGGCGUUUUGUACGGCUUUGGACUCCCUGGCUACGGGCAGCAGGGCGUGUGAGACGUGUAGGGGGAAGACGGUGGAGCGUAUGAGCUGGUUUAUAGACAGUACGAGGAUAUUCGAUAUUGUCCGAGAGCGGAUCGGGCCCCUCCUAUCUCCCCCGGCCUCGCAGACUGCCGACAGUCCUGUCGCUGGUUCUCACCUACUGACGAACUCGUCAAGCCCAGAGACGGGAAAGAGGAAAACCCCGUCAACCGCCGGACAGACAGGUAUUUAUCUGUGGAACGCAGCUUGGGGCUUGCCGGUCGAGGGGAGCGCACAGCAGCGGGACUGGGAGAGACUGAUGGAUUUGCAGGGAGAGACGAUGCAGAGCGUGUCGGGGUCGGGGUAA